CUGCUGUUUUGGAGCGAUUGGACAGAUCUGAACGAGAUCGGAUUGGGACGAUCUGUUGCUAAAAUCGAGUCGUCGUAUUUGGAUGGAUCCGGCCGGAAAGCAAUCAUCGACAGCAUGAUUCACUGGCCUAAUGGUCUGGCAAUUGACUACGACGACGGAUGGCUUUUCUGGUGCGAUGCGUUUUUAGACCGCAUCGAGAAAAGCCGUUUCGAUGGAGGCGAUCGCCAGGUAUGA
Molecule: messenger RNA, 234 nt
Organism: Soboliphyme baturini
Lineage: Eukaryota; Metazoa; Nematoda; Enoplea; Dioctophymatida; Soboliphymatidae
Source: the annotation of a GenBank genome assembly